AGAGCGAUUUCGGAACCUCCGCGUGAACGUCGCCAUGUUUCUGCGUAUCGCAAUUUCUGUGCUGCUUGCUGUGGCCGCCGCCCAAGGGGUCCAUGGGGCCCAAGAGUGCGAGCCAGGUGAUGCCUCCAUCGCGUUCGUCCAGAUGAGCCGCGAGGUGGUCAAGGCCAAAGGCCCAAAGCCCAAGGACUCCGUGAAGACCAAGACCCCGACGCCUUUGGUCAAUGUGCCGCGAAGCUUCGGUGGUUUGAAGAAGGCGGGCGAAGCAGCUGAGGCAGAGGCCAUUUCCCGUGGCCUUCAGAACUUGGCAUCCUAUGCAAUGGAGACCUUUGCACAAAAGGCAGCUCGGGGUGUUUGAGCUUCAGGCCAACGAGUCCAGCAGGAGUGAAUGGGAGAAGCGAUGCGUUUGGAGACGUCCUUUUAUGCGCUAGGCCCUCUGGUUUUCGGCCAGGUGGCGGCCCUUUUGGGAUUCCAGCAGGUGACGACUCCGCGUAGCAUGAAUACGUAGCGCGCUAUCUUUGGCACUCGAAAUGCGCACACA
Molecule: messenger RNA, 538 nt
Organism: Durusdinium trenchii
Lineage: Eukaryota; Dinophyceae; Suessiales; Symbiodiniaceae
Source: the annotation of a GenBank genome assembly